Molecule: messenger RNA, 1014 nt
Organism: Trichoderma virens Gv29-8
Lineage: Eukaryota; Fungi; Ascomycota; Sordariomycetes; Hypocreales; Hypocreaceae
Exons: 5
Coding region: 1-1014 (337 amino acids)
Biological process (GO): DNA-templated transcription; regulation of DNA-templated transcription
Cellular component (GO): nucleus
Molecular function (GO): zinc ion binding; DNA-binding transcription factor activity, RNA polymerase II-specific; DNA binding
Source: RefSeq, a predicted model, not a curated record
AUGAGUGGCGUGAGUGUUACUCACUCACCGUAUGCUUGCAUCACUUGCCGGCAUUCGAAGAGACGCUGUGACAGAACUUACCCCAAAUGCACACUUUGCACGCAAGAGAGCACGCCAACGUCACGGUUUCUAGAUCCCGAGAUCUUUAGUCUUCUGCAAUUAGAAACCCCCAAAGUGGAGGUAGCGAUUCCAAAAAUGGUUGCUGACUAUGUCGGCACCAUAGUCGACAUUCAAAACAUCGCCAAUGCCUAUUUUGAUACCAUCCACACAUGGAUGCCAAUUCUAUCAAAAAAACAGUUCUUUUCAAAUCUGCCCAACUACUUGACACACAAAAAAACCGAACUGUGUCUUCUCGUCAUAUGUAUGAAACUGAGCUCGUCUCUUACAACUACAGCAAAAACAGUGCUAUAUCGAACAGCAAAGCAAUUUCACUUUGAAGUGGAAUCUUCAGGAAUACUAUCAGUUGCAGUUCUACAAGCCGGUGUCCUUAUUGCGAUUUAUGAAUUAGGACAUGCUAUAUAUCCGGCUGCCUUCUUGUCUAUAGGGCAGUGUGCCCGGUAUGCGGCGGCACUCGAGAUCGACAAAAGCAUCACUUCUCGUCUAUUAGACAAGCUCCCCUGGAAUGAGGUGGAAGAACAGCGCCGAGUGUGGUGGUCAAUUAUAAUACUGGACCGGUAUCUCAAUCUCUGCAAUCCUGGGCGCCAUCUAAUCACUCCAGAUCCAACGCCGGAUAGCUAUCUUCCGGGAGAUGACCUAGAGUGGGAUACAGGAUCAUCGCGAUCGGAAAACUCGUUAACACUUGGCUCAUCGUCAGGCUCGUAUAUUGGUCGUUUCGCUCGAUUUGCGCAAACAGCUCAUUUACUAAGCCAAGCGUUAUACACCGUUGCAAAAGACCCUACUACUGAUCCAGCGCAAUUACGGCGCACCCUUAUGGCUCUUGUCAACCUUUCGUUCAUGGAAGGCACGAUGAGAAAGUGGGCAUUUUGCAGCCAAAUGGCAGUGUGCUUCAGGUGA